UAGAGUACUUUUUGUUGCUUCCACUGCUGAAGCUCACUGCUCAAACAUCUUGAUUUUAGUCAAAGUGCCUCCAAGCCUAUAGCAGCAGAAUCUUCAUGAACUGUUUCUUUCCUGUCAGAGACGCACUGAGACCAAACCAUCUACAGCUCGUCCACUGCGGGACCAAGAACACGACGGUCGUAUCAUGAUUGAGAGUGACAGAGAGCUGUCGUCCAUGGUGCAGGAACUAUGGGACAAUGAUGUCAACAGACUCAAACCUGGAAAAGACUACAGGAUCUCUCUGCAGGGCAAAGCUGGAGACAGCAUGGCCAACGACAACAACGAUGGAGCAGGAUAUCCUCUGUUUACAUUUGUUGAUGAGAACAUUUUCAAAAAGGAGACUUUUUUAGCCUUUAUCUCUCUCUUGGAUAACUAUGUGAGUGACACCGGCGAGCCAGAGAUUGUAACCCCCGAGGAGGUGGCAGAGAACCACAAGUUCCUGGACUCCAUCGUUAAGACUCCCACUAUGAAGAUAGCUCAUAAAUACCUGGUAGAGAAGCACCUCUCUCCUCGGGAUGAGACGCAAUUCAAGGAGCAGCUGUACAGGAUCUGGUUUGAACUUUAUGCAAGGAGAGGAUCCAGCAGGCCAGACUCUUCGGGUUUUGAACACGUGUUUGUUGGAGAGACGAGAGGAGGGCGGACUGUCAUCGGCUUUCACAACUGGAUCCAGCUCUACUUACAAGAGAAGCUGGGACACAUCGAUUACAAAGGCUACAGCGUCACUGCAAAUUCACCCCAGCCCGAUGAGAACAAACACAUCCUGGCGCUACAGUUCAGCUGGAAGAAUGGUAUAAAGCCCAAGGGCAGCAUCUUCAUUGGCGUCAGUCCCGAGUUCGAGUUCGCCCUCUACACUCUCUGUUUCCUCUCCUCACCCAAUGAGCGUGUCAAAGUCCAGUUCAGUUUCUACGAGGUGGAGAUUGUUUGCCACCACUACAACCAAAAGCACAUAGGCACCACUUACCCUGUGCUCCUUAAUUACCAGAAACAUAAGUAACUGGACUUGAAAGCAGUUUGAGAUAUAACUUCUCAAAUACUUGA
Molecule: messenger RNA, 1077 nt
Organism: Thunnus maccoyii (southern bluefin tuna)
Lineage: Eukaryota; Metazoa; Chordata; Actinopteri; Scombriformes; Scombridae
Gene: endou2
Product: endonuclease, polyU-specific 2
Exons: 6
Coding region: 185-1033 (282 amino acids)
Molecular function (GO): RNA endonuclease activity
Source: RefSeq, a predicted model, not a curated record